Messenger RNA from Antechinus flavipes (yellow-footed antechinus), 3874 nucleotides. RefSeq names its product acyl-CoA synthetase long chain family member 1 (gene ACSL1). The transcript is spliced from 21 exons. Gene Ontology annotation, molecular function: arachidonate-CoA ligase activity. Gene Ontology annotation, cellular component: endoplasmic reticulum; membrane. The record is from RefSeq and is a predicted model, not a curated record. Bases 226 to 2322 code for a protein of 698 amino acids. Gene Ontology annotation, biological process: long-chain fatty acid metabolic process; long-chain fatty-acyl-CoA biosynthetic process; very long-chain fatty acid metabolic process. NCBI's taxonomy places the organism in Eukaryota, Metazoa, Chordata, Mammalia, Dasyuromorphia, Dasyuridae.
CAGGAGCAGCAGCAACAGCAGCAGCCGCAGCCUCAGCCGCAGCCAACCCAGCAACUUCAGCGGCGGCGGCGGCAGCAGCAGCAGCAGCAGCUUUAGCUGUCUGCGCUUUAAAUAGGAUCCAUCUCAGCGACGCGGCAAGCAGUAACAAACUGUGCUCACUGUCGGCGGGCGGGCUCGGCCUGGGGACAGCGAGAAUCUGGCCUAAGGGACAACCACAACAGGAAAAUGCAGGCACAUGAAUUAUUUCGUUACUUUCGAAUGCCCGAACUUGGGGACUUCCGACAAUAUGUGCGUUCUCUCCCAACAAACACAUUAAUGGGUUUCGGUGCUUUUGCUGCACUCACAACUUUCUGGUAUGCUACAAGACCCAAGGCUCUGAAACCACCAUGUGACCUGUCCAUGCAAUCAGUGGAAGUGGAGGGGACUGAUGGUGCAAGAAGAUCUACAAUGCUUGACAGUGAUGAGCCAUUGUCGUUUUUCUAUGAUGAUGUAACAACACUGUAUGAGACCUUCCAGAGGGGUAUACAGGUGUCAAAUAAUGGCCCUUGCUUAGGCUCUCGGAAACCUGAUCAACCAUAUGAAUGGAUCUCCUAUAAAGAGGUUGCAGAUAAGGCCGAGUGUGUGGGCUCAGCACUGCUCCAGAAGGGUUACAAGGCAUCACCAGAUCAAUAUUUUGGCAUCUUUGCUCAAAAUAGGCCCGAGUGGGUGAUUAUCGAACAAGGUUGCUAUGCAUACUCAAUGGUGGUGGUCCCUCUUUAUGAUACCCUUGGAAAUGAAGCGAUAACGUACAUAAUUAAUAAAGCUGAACUGUCUUUGGUUUUUGUUGAUAAGCCAGAGAAAGUCGACCUCAUGUUAGAAUCUGUAGAAAACAAGCUAACCCCAGGUCUUAAAACCAUAAUCAUCAUGGAUCCUUUUGACAGUGAUCUCGUGGAACGAGGCAAGAAAUGUGGGGUGGAAGUAAUGAGCAUGAAAGCACUUGAGGACCUGGGAAGAGCUAACAGGAGGAAACCAAAGCCUCCAUCGCCUGGUGACCUCGCUGUGAUUUGUUUCACCAGUGGGACGACAGGCAAUCCCAAAGGUGCAUUGAUCACUCAUCAAAAUGUAGUCAGCGACUGUUCCGCUUUUGUGAAAGUGACAGAGAAAACACUUCGUUUGAACUCCAGUGAUAUACACAUUUCAUAUUUACCACUCGCUCACAUGUAUGAGCAGUUAAUGAUGUGUGUAAUGCUCUGUCAUGGAGCUAAAAUAGGAUUCUUUCAAGGAGAUAUCCGCUUACUUAUGGAUGACCUCAAGAUGCUUCAGCCCACCAUCUUCCCUGUGGUUCCAAGACUGCUGAACCGGAUGUUUGAUAAAAUUUUUGGACAGGCCAACACAACGAUGAAACGGUGGAUCCUGGAUUUUGCUUCCAAAAGGAAAGAGGCGGAACUUCGAAGUGGCAUAAUUAGAAACAACAGCCUGUGGGAUAAAAUUAUUUUCCACAAGAUUCAGGCAAGUCUUGGAGGGAAAGUAAGGUUAAUGGUCACUGGAGCAGCUCCUGUAUCAGCAACAGUUCUGACUUUUCUGAGAGCAGCACUUGGAUGUCAGUUCUAUGAAGGCUAUGGACAAACAGAAUGCACAGCUGGAUGUUCCUUGACAGUGCCAGGAGACUGGACUGCUGGUCACGUUGGUGCUCCAAUGCCUUGCUGUCUUAUAAAGCUUGUCGAUGUAGAAGAAAUGAAUUACUUGGCUGCCAAGGGAGAAGGUGAGAUAUGUGUGAAAGGGUCAAAUGUAUUUAAGGGCUACUUGAAGGACCCAGCAAAAACAGCUGAAGCUCUGGAUAAAGAUGGCUGGCUACACACAGGAGAUAUUGGGAAAUGGUUACCAAAUGGUACUUUGAAGAUCAUUGACAGGAAAAAACAUAUAUUCAAACUGGCACAAGGGGAAUAUAUAGCACCUGAAAAAAUUGAAAAUAUCUACCAGCGGAGUGAGCCUGUUGCUCAGGUGUUUGUACAUGGGGAAAGCUUACAGGCAUUCCUCAUAGCUAUAGUGAUACCAGAUGUGGAGACCCUAUCUUCUUGGGCAAAAAAGAAGGGUUUCAGUGGAUCCCAUGCAGACUUGUGCAAAAAUAAGGAUGUUAAAAAAGCAAUCCUAGACGACAUGGUGAGACUUGGAAAAGAGGCUGGUCUGAAGCCUUUUGAACAGGUCAAAGGUAUUGCUCUUCACUCAGAAUUAUUUACUGUGGAGAAUGGCCUUCUGACUCCGACACUGAAAUCAAAGAGACCCGAGCUCCGGAAAUAUUUCAGGUCACAGAUCGAUGAACUCUAUUCUACCAUUAAGAUUUAAUCUUGAGGAAGAUAGCUUGGAAAAAACAAAACCGCACACCUCCAAAAGAUCUACUUCUACUGUUGGCCUUCAUAUUGGUAAUUUUGACUACAGCAAACAUAGGGAAGGAGACUUGUUUGGACGGAGUUCUUGCCAUAGGAAUCUUGAAGGAAACAGAACACUGCCUUACUGUCACCUUGUGUUGCUGACCAUUUUGUGGUGAUAUACAAUUUCCAAAAUGAGCCUUAAAUUGUAAAGGGCAACUGUAUACUUGAUAAGUUAUUUGGGACUUCCUCAGCCCAAAAGGUGGGUGUUGACCCUUCUCUCCUGAUCCUAACUAAGGAACUAGAGCUUCCCUGUUUCUGAGAGGUCGAAUGUUUGAUAUGUUCUCUGCAGUUAGCUACUCCAAAGGGUACAUGGUACACUGGAGAAAAAGAAUCCUUUUAAAAAUGACAAACACGCACGAGUGGGGUAUACCAUACUUCAUCCAAACAUUAUUUAAGUCCCCUUUUCUCACCCUUCUUUAGAUGAGGGUUAUGAAACUCUCUCUCUCCCUUAUGCCUUAUCCUCAGGUUUACCCCAACCCAGAAAAGAAAGAAAUGUCUGAACUUUACUGUUUUAAACUUAAGGUUCACUGUAAACAGGACAAAAGCAACUGAGCAGAUUUGGGGUCCCAUAUGAAAGUCCUACAGAAUGUGGAUUCUAAUGCAAAGCAGAAUGCUACCAACAGAGUGUUUUCCUGAUCUCUCUCCUUCCCACCCCUCCUGCCAGUAACAAAUCUGCCUUAGACUCAACCAUGAAGACAAGAAUUUCAAGGACAUAUAUACCAUCAAUAGCAGGAUCAGUCAAGCUCAGCUGUGAUGACCUGAUAACCGUACACCUUAUCUCUACACUGCACUAGCCACUCUUUCUGUAUAAUGGCCAACGGGUUUUUAAUGUAGUUUUCAUUUCAGAAUAUCAUGCGUGAUUAAUGCUUUAUUUGUUUCCCAGAAUAAACUGUCUCAUACCAAACAUAUCACUUCAAAGGACAGAGGGAGUGGGUAUAUUUGAAUACGUUUUUGUUGAAAUCGAGGGUACUAUUUGACAGAAAUGGGCCCAUCUCAGAAAUCUAUUUAUGAGUUCUACAAAAUGUAUUCAGUAAGCCAGAACAAAUGUUAAUUAAUAGAGGGAUGUAUAAAUCUGAAAGGGAGGAAUCAAUUUUUCCUAAGAGUAAUUCCUGAGGGGUUUUUAGUUUAAUUGGGGAAAUUGGCAACAUUUCAAUUAUUACAGGUCUUGGCCAUAUUUGACUGAAUUAAGUAAUCAUUUUAAAUGAUUCUGGUUUUUGGAUCGAUGGGGUUAUAUUUAAUAUUCAAGCACAACAAGGUUUGCACUAAAGAGAUGUCAUUGUAAUAACACUAUUUGGUAGCCUAACUUCAUAAUGUGUGCUCUUAAUUGCACAAAUAUCUAAGUCGGUAAUUUAUCACAUUGGAGUUUUGGAUGUUUGCUUUAAGUGUUGGCUAUUUCUAUGUUUUAUAAACCAAAACAAUUUCCAAAAAAUAACGAAGGAAACCAAAAUAAAUAUUUCCGCAUUUCA